Molecule: messenger RNA, 699 nt
Organism: Ambispora leptoticha
Lineage: Eukaryota; Fungi; Glomeromycota; Glomeromycetes; Archaeosporales; Ambisporaceae
Source: the annotation of a GenBank genome assembly
AUGGCACAACAAAAACGAUUGUACUUAGAAUUCGUUAAUGAAUUUACAGAUAGAGAUUUUACAUUUGUUUUUACGCAGAAUUUUGCAUUUGCUUUUACGCCGAGUAAUCAUGACCCCGUAAUGGCAAACAAAAUAAAACCUGUGGCUUGGCAUCAGGCAGUGAUUAAAUCUAAGAAUAAAGCUUGGUUUGAGUUUAGAGGACAAAAUGGGAUCACCUUUGGUGAAUAUGUUAAGGAUAGUUCCUCUCAAACAAUCUACAAGCCAAGACAAUUAUUAUCAACCGAAGAUGGAUUGACCUGGAACAUUAUCUCUAGAGAAGACUAUUUGACGCUAUUUGACACAAACCCCACAACUGCGCCAAUUGGACAAAUUAUUGUCAAAAAUAAUGCAAAUGAUAGCUAUGUGGUAGGUCUUAGUCUUGACGGUGCACCAACUUCAGUCACCCAUGAUCCUGUGAAACACGGUGAACAAGUAGAAUUUGGAACUUUGACAUAUAUUGCUCACCUCGUAUCUGGGCCAAUAUCAGAUGGUCAGACACUUGAUGAAAGUGCUAACGAGAACGAUUAUAAUCUUGCAGUUGUAACUGCAAGUCCUGGCCCUCCAACUGGAUCAAACACUCCUGCAGUCCCAAAAUUGACUGUAGAUUAUUACAAAAUCGAUGGAAUAAAGUCCGGCUUCCUCAAAUCUUCUAAGCUUUAA